CGCUCAGGCCCCCGCCCGCUCUAUGUGGCCCGGCCCGCGGCGGCCGGCGGCUGGGAGCGGCGAGGCGGCGGCGGCGAGCGGCGGCCCGCGAGGCCCGGGAGGUGGUGGCCGAGGCCCAGGCGGCGGCGGCAGCCCAGGAGGCGGCGGACGGGGAGCGGCGGGAGCAGGCUCGGCUGCAGAAUGCGCGUCCGCCGGGGGCUGCUGCGGCUGCCGCGCCGCUCGCUGCUCGCCGCACUCUUCUUCUUCUCGCUGUCGUCCUCCCUGCUCUACUUCGUCUAUGUGGCGCCCGGCAUAGUGAACACCUACCUCUUCAUGAUGCAGGCUCAAGGCAUUCUGAUCCGGGACAACAUGAGAACCAUCGGAGCUCAGGUUUAUGAGCAGGUGGUUCGGAGUGCUUAUGCCAAGAGGAACAGCAGCGUGAAUGACUCAGAUUAUCCUCUUGACUUGAACCACAGCGAAACCUUCCUACAAACCACAACGUUUCUUCCCGAAGACUUCACCUACUUUGCAAACCAUACCUGCCCUGAGAGGCUCCCUUCCAUGAAGGGCCCAAUAGACAUAAACAUGAGUGAAAUCGCAAUGGACGACAUCCAUGAAAUCUUCUCCAAAGACCCAGCCAUCAAGCUCGGAGGUCACUGGAAGCCUUCGGAUUGCAUGCCUCGAUGGAAGGUGGCGAUCCUCAUCCCUUUCCGGAACCGCCACGAGCACCUCCCAGUCCUGCUCAGACACCUGAUUCCCAUGCUGCAGCGCCAGCGUCUGUGGUUUGCGUUUUAUGUGGUUGAACAGGUCGGCACGCAGCCUUUUAAUCGAGCCAUGCUUUUCAACGUCGGUUUUCAAGAAGCAAUGAAGGAUCUGGACUGGGACUGUCUUAUUUUUCAUGAUGUGGAUCACAUACCAGAAAGCGAUCGGAACUACUAUGGAUGCGGGCAGAUGCCGAGACACUUUGCAACCAAGUUGGACAAGUAUAUGUACCUGCUUCCUUACACCGAGUUCUUUGGUGGAGUGAGCGGCUUAACGGUGGAACAGUUCCGGAAGAUCAAUGGCUUCCCAAACGCUUUCUGGGGUUGGGGCGGAGAAGAUGAUGACUUAUGGAACAGAGUACAGAACGCAGGCUACUCCGUGAGCCGGCCAGAAGGCGACACCGGGAAAUACAAAUCUAUUCCUCAUCACCAUCGAGGAGAAGUCCAGUUUCUUGGAAGGUAUGCUCUGCUGAGGAAGUCCAAAGAACGGCAAGGGCUGGACGGCCUCAACAACUUGAACUACUUUGCAAACAUCACAUACGACGCCUUGUAUAAAAACAUUACUGUCAACUUGACACCCGAGCUGGCUCAGGUGAGCGAGUACUGAGAGGAGGAGAGGAUGUACGUGCUUUACCCGCCGCCACCCAGAAGGCAGCCUGGUGUGAUGCCUGGGGGCUCCACACAGGAAGAGAGUAGAAAGACAGUGUCUGAUGAAGGAUCACAGGGCUCGAGGGGGAAAAAAAAAUGUGAACAGUGUCCACGCACAAAACGCCUUCACUGUGGCUUGGGAACUCCCUUCAUGAGGACUGGCUUUCUAUUUUCACAAGACGACGUCUGUCCUGCUGCUCUGCUCCCCCGGUCUCCUGCCCCAGCGUCCAGUCUCAGCCAGGAUCUCUACACCCGGAACCGACAUCCACCACGGUCCCACCGCCGAGCCCGUUCCUACGAACGGCCUUUGGAGCAAAGAGGCAGCCCCACCCCAGGGCAGCGCAAAUGAAACUCCACCCACCAUUCUUCUCCAUCUCUGGUGUUCUCUUCGGUUUCAUUUUUUUAAAGGAAAACAAUAGAUAAAUAAAUCACCUGCUUUGGGUGGGGAUUGAGGGUGGGGGGGAGGGAUUGGGGAAGAUAAAUAGACAUAUAACAAUCACUUCUUGAAGAAGUAUAAUUGUAAAUAAGCCAUGUAAAAUGCCUUUUUUAAAUUUAAUGUUAUAGCUGGCUCCAAUUCGAACCGAGGAUUUCUACAUUAGCUCACUUAUUUGGUUGGCAAAUGCAGGAACUCCGUUAAAAACGCAGGGGAAGUGGAA
Molecule: messenger RNA, 2044 nt
Organism: Acinonyx jubatus (cheetah)
Lineage: Eukaryota; Metazoa; Chordata; Mammalia; Carnivora; Felidae
Gene: B4GALT5
Product: beta-1,4-galactosyltransferase 5
Exons: 9
Coding region: 181-1347 (388 amino acids)
Biological process (GO): glycoprotein biosynthetic process; carbohydrate metabolic process
Molecular function (GO): UDP-galactose:glucosylceramide beta-1,4-galactosyltransferase activity
Source: RefSeq, a predicted model, not a curated record